AAUGUGACAUUUACUCUCCGUUUGAGAUCGAAAGUUUAUAUCCCUAUCAGGAUAAUUAAAAAAGAAUUGUAUUAGUUAUCCAUAAAAGUGGUACUAAGUGUAAUUAUACCAAAAUUUACACGGAUCGUUCUACAAAGGAAAUCCCUUAUCGCUGCCGCUGAGGUAUACAAUGAAAACGUUCGAUCUCAACAUCUCUUUCCGCUCGAGCUAAUUGUCGUUUCUUCUUUCAAUUUUCGCACCCUUUUUCUAUUUCAUUCUUGAUUCCACUCGUUUCUCCGUUUGUGGCGUCUCAGCUGCGAGCAAUGGUACUCACCAACUUCAAUGGAGCUGGCGUUGGAUUCGGAAUGCCUUUGAACUUCUUGGGCCUUGGCGCGGGUGGUGGGUGUGGCGUUGGAUUAGGACUUGGAUGGGGAUUUGGCACAGCUUUCGGGAGUAAGUAUCGGUCCUCAAGGAUGAUAUUUCAGGGAAUGGAAUUCGACAGCAAGGAUCAAAAUCAGAGUUAUGAUAUCAAGGAUUCGAAAGAUUCAUCCAGAAAUUCCAGAAAACUUUGAGCUUAAUAUCUCCCUUAUUAUUGGCUAGUUUAAUUAAGCCUUCAGCAUUUUGGGCUCUUUUGAACCCUUUUUGGAUGGAAUUGUGACAACAUCUGAUCGAAUACUUGCACCGCACUACAUCUGAUUGUAUAAAGAUUACCUUUCUCUUGUCCGCUAACUUUUCAGAAAAACAGUAAAGUUGGUAAAACUCCUAACCGUAAGGUCACUCACGAUC
Messenger RNA from Cucumis melo (muskmelon), 765 nucleotides. RefSeq names its product protein TRIGALACTOSYLDIACYLGLYCEROL 5, chloroplastic. The transcript is spliced from 3 exons. Bases 303 to 551 code for a protein of 82 amino acids. The record is from RefSeq and is a predicted model, not a curated record. Lineage: Eukaryota; Viridiplantae; Streptophyta; Magnoliopsida; Cucurbitales; Cucurbitaceae.